AUGACUGGAGUGUUUGUGGAGCGAGCUUUGACCGCCGCAAUUCCAGACAGCCAGAAGCUGAGCAUGGCGAAUCCGGUUAAAAUCCGGCAUGUUUUGGCAAACUUGAAGAACUGUCCACAAGGAGAUGAACUGAUUUGGGAGGAACAGAAGAGACUCGCGAAGCAGGUGGAAGACUUCAAGACUCUCUGCAAAGAAUUUGACACCGAUGGAUCAGGCACCGUUACCAGAGAAGAGUUCAGGCGGCACAUGAGAAACGAUACGAUGGUGUCCUACAUGGCAAGUGUGGGGCUGGAGUUGCAUGAUGUUGAGCAUUUCUUCCGGACCGUGGCUGGCGAAGACCAGGAGGUCAGCAUAGAUCGUUUUGUGGAGGGAUGUAUGGCUAUGCGUGGGCAUGCAACUGCUCUUGAUGUCCAGAGGCAGCUUUUUGAAAGUAAGAGAUUGGAAGACAAUCUCAACGGAUUCCGAAAGGAAACCCGGGAAACUAUGUCUAAGGUGGAGCGGCUCCUUGUCAAAGCUCUCUCAAAGUCUGAUGUCGAGGAGCCUUGUGAGGAAGCCUCCAAGUGCAAGCCGAAUUCAGCGAAGCCAGAGCAGCUGGCACCAAGUGCUCAGCCACGCUCGCACGCUUGAGGCGACGUAGCCGCCUCACAUAUUCGCCGACUCGGCAUUUCAUUUCAUUUCAUUUCAGAAUGCAGAAUUGAGUUG
Molecule: messenger RNA, 702 nt
Organism: Cladocopium goreaui
Lineage: Eukaryota; Dinophyceae; Suessiales; Symbiodiniaceae
Source: the annotation of a GenBank genome assembly